CCGAGUUAGUUACUUACAUAAGGGAAAAGGACUGCCGUUUAACGUUUUAGUUGCCGUUAGGUAAACAAAUUAACUUAAAAGUGCCUAUUAUGGUUAAAAUGAGCGGAGAUGGUGGCGUUAACUAAGGUACGUUUACAAAGUGCUAACCUAUCGUAGCUAACAAGUAAACAAAUGUUUACAAAUUGAGCCACUAGCCAGGCUAAUUUAGCCAGUUAGCGAUGCAUAAAAAGACAAGAGGACAUUGCGUUUACUCUGCGGUUGUAAACUAUACAUUAAUCACGAGCUCAUAUCAGUUUAACGCCAGCAAAGGCUAAUAAUGACAAAUUGCCUUACUUUGUCUCUAUUUGGCUAUGAAUCUAGAUUUUCACCUGCAACAGGUAGAAAUUUUACGACUAUUUCGAGUGCUUCAGUGCUAACGCUAAGUUAACCAGCUCACUAAAGUUAGUUAACAUUUCCUUGGUUUUAUAGUUAAAUUGAAAGUUUAUUACUCUAACAUCGUACGAGACGUUAUAGUGAUUAUAAUCGUAUAUAUCACAGUGGAUCUUUCUAGAUGACCGUCGGACCUAAACAUUUAUCGACACGUAUACCUUACCACAAUAGUUAUGAUGCUGAGCGAUGACUUCUCUAAUAUUAGUAAAUGAUCCACUGAGAUUACGGAGAAACUUCAACUUUGUAGUCGUCGGGAGUCAAGACAAGGGCAGUUUCUCGCAACAAGUGCUCUAACUACUUAACUUGCCUAGCAAGCUUUCUCAAUUUGGAAACAGAACACUAUCAGUUUACUAUGGCAAGGGUACUUGCAUCCAAAAUGGGACUCAACUCCUUGCGAAGAAAGCAAGCCAAGACGUUUAACGUCAGAAUCACUACCAUGGAUGCCGACAUGGAAUUCAGUUGCGAGACCAAAUGGAAGGGAAAGGACCUUUUUGAGCUGGUGUGUAGGGCACUGGGCCUCAGAGAAACCUGGUUCUUUGGUCUCCAGUACACUGUUAAAGACACCGUGGCCUGGUUAAAGAUGGACAAGAAGGUUCUGGACCAUGACAUUCCCAAAGAGGAGCCGAUCGUGCUGAACUUCUUGGCGAAGUUCUAUCCCGAGAACGCUGAGGAGGAGCUGGUCCAAGACGUCACCCAGCACCUGUUUUUCUUACAGGUGAAGAAGAAGAUUCUAGAAGAGGAGAUCUACUGUCCUCCAGAAGCGUCGGUGUUGCUCGCCUCUUACGCCGUCCAAGCCAAGUACGGAGAUUAUGAGCCCAGCCUUCAUAACCCAGGCUUCCUGGCCCAGGAGGAGCUACUGCCCAAACGGGUGAUUAAUCUGUACCAGAUGACUCCAGAGAUGUGGGAGGAGAGGAUCACGGCCUGCUACGCCGAGCACAGAGGAAGAACCAGGGAUGAGGCUGAGAUGGAGUACUUAAAAAUAGCACAGGACCUGGAGAUGUAUGGGCUCAAUUAUUUUUUCAUUAGGAAUAAAAAGGGAACUGACCUGCUCUUGGGCGUGGAUGCAUUGGGCUUGCACAUUUAUGACGUAGACAACAAACUCACUCCCAAAAUCUCCUUUCCGUGGAACGAGAUUCGGAACAUCUCCUACAGCGAUAAAGAGUUUGCUAUCAAGCCCUUGGACAAGAAGGCAGACGUCUUUAAAUUCAACUCUUCCAAACUGCGGGUCAAUAAAGUGAUUCUUCAACUGUGUAUUGGGAACCAUGACUUGUUUAUGAGGAGACGGAGGGUGGACUCUCUGGAGGUGCAGCAGAUGAAGGCCCAGGCUCGAGAGGAGAAAGCCAGGAAACAGAUGGAGAGGCAGCGAUUGGAGAGAGAGAAACACUUAAGGGAGGAGGCAGAGAGAGCGAGGGAUGAUCUGGAGAGAAGACUCCUGCAGCUGCAGGACGAGACUCAUAUGGCCAAUGAAGCUUUGCUGCGGUCGGAGGAGACGGCGGACCUCCUGGCGGAGAAGGCCCAGAUUGCGGAGGAGGAGGCCAAGCUCCUGGCCCAGAAAGCGGCGGAGGCCGAGCAGGAGAUGCAGAGGAUCAAGGUGACGGCCAUCCGCAGCGAAGAGGAGAAGAGGCUCAUGGAACAGAAGGUGCUAGAGGCCGAGAUGCUGGCGCUGAAGAUGGCCGAGGAGUCCGAACGGAGGGCAAAAGAAGCGGAGCAGCUGAAACAGGACCUGCAGGAGGCGCGGGAAUCCGAGAGACGGGCCAAACACAAGCUGCUGGAGAUCACCACCAAAUCUGCCUAUUCGCCUUCGGCUCUCUCUUCCAACGCUCUACCCGCCGACAUCCCCAGCUUCAACUUCAGCACCGAGAACCUCAGCUUCGACUUCAAAGACACCGACAUGAAACGGCUGUCGAUGGAAAUCGAGAAGGAAAAGGUGGAGUACAUGGAGAAAAGCAAACACCUCCAAGAGCAGCUCAACGAGCUGAAGACUGAGAUUGAGUCUCUGAAGCUAAAGGAACGGGAGACUCCCCUGGACAUCCUGCACAACCAGAAUGCAGAGAAAGGCAACAGCAAGCAGAGCAACUUCAAAAAGCUGACACUACAGAGUACCAAAUCCCGAGUGGCCUUCUUCGAGGAACUUUAGCCAACCCAACGGACCUGAAGUUCUGUGUGUGUGUGUGUGUGUGUGUGUGUGUGUGUGUUUGACCUACAUCACCCCUUUAGAAUCACAUUCCUGGUCGCCUGGGACUUUGACCACCCCCUGGGGAAAACACUGACCACAUUCACAUUAACAAAGAAUUAGGUGUGCGUGUGCGUGUGCGUGUGUGUGUGCGCGUGCGUGUGGUUUGAAGUUUACAUUGAGAAGAACAUGGAGCUGUGUUUCAGUCUGCCUUAAAGCAAACACUACCCCAGAGAGAGAGAGAGAGAGAGAGAGAAAGGCGAGGGCUUUAUCUGCAGUACACAGGACUGUGCUCUCUCUCUCCUCAACUCUCUGCUCAACACAACACAUUUACAGCCUGCUCCACCACCUCAACUGGAACUAACAUGAAGGACCGCUCUCCACGUCUGUCCUCAGAGUGUCCUUCUCUCUCUCCGCUCUGACCGUGGAGCAAAGCUCUGCUCUUAAAAAUGGGAUUACUUUUUCUCUUCUUCUUCUUCUUCUUCGUCUUCUUCUUCUUCUCUUUUGCAGAAUGCUGUCUAUUCUUUGGGUUUACGUUUCAGACGACAGUGCAGUUUACACUGUGUUCAUGGCUUUAUUUUACAUCGUGUUACAGUUAGAGGAGGAGGAGGGAUAGGAUCUAUUGGGAGUUUUUAUUUUUUUGAUCAACCUCAAAAUACUGUGAGAUGUCUGAGUAAACCUAAAUAAAGUGGGAAUC
Molecule: messenger RNA, 3299 nt
Organism: Chanos chanos (milkfish)
Lineage: Eukaryota; Metazoa; Chordata; Actinopteri; Gonorynchiformes; Chanidae
Gene: nf2a
Product: NF2, moesin-ezrin-radixin like (MERLIN) tumor suppressor a
Exons: 16
Coding region: 782-2566 (594 amino acids)
Cellular component (GO): cytoskeleton
Molecular function (GO): actin binding
Source: RefSeq, a predicted model, not a curated record